AUGUAUAUUGCUGGAUGUUUAAUUGGGCAAACUAUCAGCGAUGACCCAGUGCAAUAUAAAUACGAUCAGACUGUCUUAAAGGCGCGUAAACCCGACCACCCGAUACACCCCCUACUACUGAGCCGUUCAUCAGCCCGUGCUAUGACAGGUGAACCAAUUAGCGACCCGGAGCUAUUUGCCCUAUUUGAAGCAGCUAGAUGGGCGCCAUCGGCGUUUAACAUACAACCCUGGCGUUUUGUGUACGCCAAACGGGACACACCCCGGUUCGCACAACUAUUCAACGCCCUUCAGGCGGCAAACCAGGUGUGGGUGAAAAACGCGUCGGCCCUCGUAGUACAGUUGUCGGCUAAAUACGAGUCUUACCAUGGUAACAUCUCUGCUGUGGAAUACAAUUAUUUCGACGCAGCUAGCGCGUUUUUGUCGAUGGAGUUGGAGGCCAGCGCCCGGGGCUUAGUGGCCCACCCGAUGGCACUGUUUGAUUACGACCAGGUGUUCAAAGUGUUGGGCGCCAGCAAAACGGCCUAUAAUAUGGAGAUUAUGAUUGCGGUGGGCAAGAGGUUCCCCGAUGAUGGUCACCGGCCCGCCGAGAUUAUUACCACCAGGGUUCCGAUUACAAAUUUGCAUUCGCUGUUUGAAAUACUAGUAUUAUGCCUAAGCGUUUUAGUUGGUUUGGUUAUUGGUUCGCCUUUGGUCAAAAUUGAGGAUGAUCAUUACGACCCAUAUCCAAUGAAGUUUAACCAAAUCUAUCAACGAAAAUUUGAGGACGAGAUCCACCCCUUACUGUCCAGCCGUACCUCACAAAAGGAGAUGACCGGUGCGGCCAUACCUGACAACGACAUACACAAAAUCUUCGAAGCGGCCCGUUGGGCACCCUCCUCCCAGAACAUCCAACCAUGGCGAUUUGUGUACGCCAAACACGGCACACCCCGGUUCGCCGAACUACUGGCCACUCUAGUGCCCAGCAAUCAGGUGUGGGCCAAAAACGCGUCGGUCAUAGUCUAUGUGUUUGGUGCCAAUUGGGAAACAUACAAGGGCAAAGUGCUCCCGGUCACUAUGAACCAGUUUGACUCCGGCAGCGCCUUUAUGUCCCUAUCGCUGGAGGCCAAUGGCAGGGGCUAUGUCUCGCACGCUAUCGGCGGUGUCGACUACGAGGCCGCCUAUAAGGCGCUCGGAGUGACCAAAUCUUCGCAUACCGUUCACGUGGCCGUGGCGUUGGGCGUACCGCCGGUCACCCGAGCGGCUCCGGAGGUUAUCUCUACUCGUAAUCCCAGCAAACAGUUUGUGUUUGAAGACAAGUUUGUCAACACUGACCCCGAUGCGCCCCCCACAGCCUAGAUUAAUGUUGAAUGUGUCAUGGCCAUUUUUUAUAUG
This is a messenger RNA of Medioppia subpectinata, 1371 nucleotides long. Lineage: Eukaryota; Metazoa; Arthropoda; Arachnida; Sarcoptiformes; Oppiidae. The record is from the annotation of a GenBank genome assembly.